Uloborus diversus is the source of this 579-nucleotide messenger RNA. Its product is annotated as protein GVQW3-like. The record is from RefSeq and is a predicted model, not a curated record. The transcript has a single exon. The coding region runs from base 1 to 579 and encodes 192 amino acids. Gene Ontology annotation, molecular function: nucleic acid binding. Lineage: Eukaryota; Metazoa; Arthropoda; Arachnida; Araneae; Uloboridae.
AUGGAAAAAACGAUUGAACAACGCUACGCGAUAAAAUUUUGUGUCAAAGUGAACAAAACUGCCAAGGAAACCUUCGAUAUGCUUCAGGAGGGUUAUGGGGAGGCUUGCAUGUCCUAUUCGCAGGCAAAAAAGUGGCACAAAGCUUUCAAAGAGAGUCGUGAGGAUGUCACCGACGAGGCCCGGUCUGGACGCCCUUCAACCUCGAAAACGGACAACAAUGUGAGUUGUGUGCGCGAGUUGUUGAACUCAGACCGCCGAAUGAGUGUUCGUUUGUUGUCAGACUCGUUGAACUUGCCGAAAAUAAUUGUCCACGAGAGUGUGUCGGAAGAAUUGGGCAUGCGAAAGAUUUGCGCAAAACUUGUGCCCAAAGUUUUGACCGAUGCUCAAAAAACGCAUCGCUUGGAAGUCUCCAAGGAGAUGAAAAAAAUGUGUAGGGACAACCCUAAUUUUUUGGACAACGUCAUCACUGGAGAUGAGUCAUGGAUAUUCGAGUACGACCCAGAAACGAAAAGACAGAGUGCGGAAUGGCACACCACGGCGUCGCCUCGCCAGAAAAAAGCUCGAGCAAGUCACGCGUGA